GCCAAGGCCGAGGCUGAAGCGGCGGAGGCUGUGGUGAAGGCGGCGGCGCCUCAACCGGGGACGGUGCUCCGCUGGGCCCCCUUUCAGGCUCCAUGGAGGCGGCAGCAGGCGGGGGCUGCGGCUCUGGACCGCCGCUGCUGCUGAGUGAGGGCGAGCAGCAGUGCUACUCUGAGCUCUUCGCGCGCUGCGCCGGCGCCGCAGGCGGGGGCCCCGGGUCCGGGCCCCCUGAGGCCGCCAGGGCCGCCCCCGGCGCGGCCACCGCAGCCUCGGGCCCCGUGGCCGACCUGUUCCGGGCGUCGCAGCUGCCCGCCGAGACGCUGCACCAGAUCACAGAACUCUGUGGUGCAAAGCGGGUUGGUUAUUUUGGUCCAACACAGUUUUACGUUGCCCUGAAAUUAAUUGCUGCAGCACAGUCUGGCCUCCCCGUGCGGAUAGAGAGUAUUAAAUGUGAACUGCCGCUGCCUCGCUUUAUGAUGUCAAAAACUGAUGCUGAGAUCCGGUUUGGGAACAUGGCUGAGCUGCAUGGAACUAAAGUUCAGAUUCCAUAUUUAAUCACAGAAAAAAAUACCUUCAAAAGAAUGGAUGAUGAGGAUAAACAGCAGGAAACGCAGUCUCCCACGAUGUCACCCCUCGCCUCCCCUCCUUCUUCCCCGCCUCAUUACCAGAGGGUGCCCUUGAGCCAUGGCUACAGCAAACUGCGGAGCAGCACGGAGCAGAUGCAUCCAGCUCCUUAUGAAGCUAGACAGCCCCUUGUCCAGCCUGAGGGACCCUCGUUGGGGGGCCCAGGAGCCAAACCCCUUCGGCAUCAGGCUUCCCUUAUCCGGUCCUUUUCAGUGGAGAGAGAACUGCAGGAUAACAACAGUAGUUACCCAGACGAACCCUGGAGGAUAACGGAAGAGCAGCGAGAGUAUUAUGUCAACCAGUUCCGGUCCCUUCAGCCUGAUCCGAGUUCCUUCAUUUCAGGUUCUGUGGCCAAGAACUUCUUCACCAAAUCAAAGCUUUCCAUUCCAGAACUCUCCUAUAUAUGGGAACUGAGCGAUGCUGACUGCGAUGGAGCCCUGAGCCUGCCAGAGUUCUGUGCUGCGUUUCAUCUCAUUGUGGCUCGGAAGAACGGCUACCCACUGCCUGAGGGCCUGCCUCCAACUCUGCAGCCAGAGUACCUGCAAGCAGCCUUUCCUAAGCCCAAGUGGGAGUGUGCGUUAUUUGAUUCUUAUUCUGAGCCAGUGCCAGCAAACCAACAACCCCGUGACUUGAAUCGGAUGGAGAAGCUAUCUAUUAAAGACGUGGCCGACUUUCCUGUCCCUACCCAAGAUGUGACUGGUGAUGACAAACAAGCUUUGAAGAGUGCUACGGAUGAAGCCUUACCAAAAGAUAUGUCCGAGGAUUCAGCCACUCCUAAGGAUUCCAACAGUCUCAAAGCAAGACCAAGAUCCAGAUCCUACUCUAGCACCUCCAUAGAAGAGGCCAUGAAGAGGGGCGAGGACCCUCCCACCCCGCCACCGCGGCCACAGAAAACCCAUUCCAGAGCCUCCUCCUUGGAUCUGAAUAAAGUCUUCCAGCCCAGUGUGCCAGCUUCUAAGUCAGGAUUGUUACCUCCACCACCUGCGCUUCCUCCGAGACCUUGUCCAUCGCAGUCUGAACAAGGAUCUGAGGCCGAGUUACACCCUCAGCUGAACAGAGCCCCCUCCCAAGCUGCGGAAAGUAGUCCAACAAAGAAGGACAUACUGUAUUCUCAGCCCCCAUCAAAGCCCAUCCGUAGAAAAUUCCGACCUGAAAAUCAAGCUACAGAAAAUCAAGAGCCUACUACUGCUGUAGGCGGGCCAGCUUCUGUAGCAACCGUGAAACCCCAUCCAACAGUCCAAAAACAGUCUUCCAAACAGAAGAAGGCUAUUCAAACUGCUAUCCGCAAAAAUAAAGAGGCCAAUGCAGUGCUGGCCCGGCUGAACAGUGAACUCCAGCAGCAGCUCAAGGAGGUUCAUCAAGAACGGAUUGCAUUGGAAAACCAACUGGAACAACUUCGUCCAGUCACUGUGUUGUGACCCCCAAGAUUCAAGUAACAGUGGGUGACCUUUCCUGCCAAGAUCUUUCCUUUGAAUGUUUCAACGCAACUACUUGUCAUAGAUGUCUGAGACUGUGUCAAAAGCUCUUAGCGGCGGAAUAUAAUCCAUAUCACCUUUUCUCUUGUGCUUCACGUGUACGUUUUACUGUGGUGGAAAAAAUACAACUGAUUAUCACACUUGAAAUUGUAACUAUCAGUGGAAUUUACCUCCCAUUCUUAAGUACUUCCUCAAGGUGUUAGAUGUUGCUCCUUACCCAAAACCAAUCUUCUAGCAAAUAAAAACAAUUUAGAGCAUUACUUAUUUAAAGAAUUUAUGACUUGUACAAAACCUUGUAAUCCUUGUAAUCCAGUACCUUCAGGUUUUAUUUUCGUAUGUAUAUCACAUACAGUAGAUUGGUUUCCUGAAUAAUUGUGAUUCCAACUGGAUAGUCUUUGGCAUGAUGAUAAUAAAAACAAAAAGUAGAAGAAAACAAAAGCAUUAGCUUUAGACUGGCGCUGUGCCCUCCACCACUAUAUGCCAAAAAUUGCUUCUCUAGUGCCAUCUUGAUAUUAUAUCUAGCUAUAAAUAAUACAUGACUAUUGUUUUCUAUUGAAUGGCAAAGACUUAUUCAGUCUUUACACCUCUGUAAAGUAGUAGUUUUGUCCAUGAUCUAUUUAACUUGGCCCAGCUAAGCCGUCAACCCAGACAACUCAGCCCUUUCAUGUAGAUUUUUGGGCAAGAGCAAUCUGCCUGAACUGCCUUGCCCGAUCAAAUUAAAUAAAUAGUUGCCAGAUCUCUACUUUUAUCCUGCAUGGGUUAACAUAUCUGUAAAUGCAUGAAUUUGGAAACCACCCAUCAAAUGUGAACGGCUGACGAGACUGUUUGGACUGAUAAGUAUUUGUUGUUUGAACACAGGUAUUCAAACUAGGGAAGAAGGGGCAAUGGUUGUUACCAGUAAUCCAGCAAUCUCUGGUAGUUAUUUUUGUCUUUGUUAUUUUAACCCGGAUCGUGAGUGUAUUGGGUAUGAAGAAAUAAUGAAAGAAAGCCGAUCCUCACACUGGAUAUAUGACUAUUUUGUUCUCUGUGAAGUGUACCCUUGGGAAGGGAUUGGUUUAUGUGCAGUUCAGAGGCGCCCAACCGACUCCAGUGUAAGUGAUGUAAAACAGUAAGCUCAAAUUGCAGAAGCCAGUACUCUAUAGAAAUUUACAUAGCCUCUGCUUCUCCUGUAAGCUCAAGUUGAAAGUGGGAAUUGAUCGACCCUCCCAGGUAUCCGGCCUCGCCAGCUUUAACAUCACUUCAGGAGACGGAUGGCAAGACAUGCGGUCUCUUGUGCAUUUUGCUAAUUUACUGAUUCUUAGGAUAGCGGGGUGGGGUGUGCUAGGGUUCUUUCUGAAGUGGUUUAGGAUAGGUUUGCGGUACGCGGGACUAAGCCUUUGAUUUCAAUAGAGUUGACUGCUUUUAGAAGAAGUAGGCUUUUAUUUUUAAUGCUUUCUUACUCCAUUAAGCUGUAUCAAUAGCUUAAUGGCAGAAGAGAAACGCUCAAACAGAUGAUGUUUUUCCAAAAAAACCCAAAUUGUUGAUUCUGUUCUGCGCAUAUUAAAGGAUUCUGAAUUGCUUGGAUUUUGAAAAUCACAGGACUUGAACUAUUUCUCUAGUCCCCCUUUCCUUCCCUUUUGGCUGCCUUUUUUGUCCCCGUGGGAGGGGUUCAGAGUCAGUUUAAACCCUUCCUAAGAUUAUGAAUGGGUGAGUGCACAUUUUUUAGGUAACCUCUUUUCACUUGUUCUGAGAUCUGGGGGCUGCAACACAUUUUAUCAACAGUGUCCUUGUCACAGACGUUUCAUAUCAUGUUUGCCUUUUGUUCCAUUCAAUCCAGGAAAGACUAGCAUAUGCACUUUAUCUCAUAAUCUUCCAGGACAUAUGCACACACUCCAGAUAGCACUUCAUAUCCAUUAAAAAGACAUAUAAACUAAAGAAUGUUAGUCUAUGUUAUGCAUUUUUAAAAUAUUGACAUGUUUUUCUCCCAUCAAGCCAAGGCCAGAGUGAGCCAAAUUAGGAGGUUGGGGUUUUGUUUAGUUAGCUUGGUUUUCAUUGAAGGAAAAUACUUGCAUUGGACAAUCAAAGCCUCAUGCGUUGCACAGUCUAACCAGUAAUUUAACAUAGGCAUCAUUAAAGCCCACACCAAUAAUAUCUCCACCCCACCUUCUUGACUGGACUUAAGAGUGACCACAGUUUCUUAGUUGCCUAGAAGUGGCUUUUUAAAAAAACAAUCACACCCCCCCCACACACACACAGAACGUGAUAUUACCUAACUAAUGCUCAUCCUCUGUUUCUCUGUUUUCGUAGGAUGUAUACUUUUAUUUAAUUUAGGAUUAUAACUCCUGAUAAUGUUUCUGUGAGCCUUUAAUAUGAUUUAUAGGGAGGCUGGGUUAUUGAUAUCACCAUUAUACCUCUUCUGUAAAACUACUCAAGCAUAAGACCUUGUUGGGCAGAAGUCUCUGGGCAGAAUGUUGAUGUUGCCCCCAUCCCCGGGGGUUUAGUAACCUUAUUGUUAAGUGGUCUUCCUCCAUGGGAGUCCCAUAGUCCCAAGGGUGAAAACACGGUGGGAGUAGAUCACCAGCUUAUUGGGUACCUCAGUGUCUCUGGUAUGUGGCUUAUUGCUUUGGCCACCUCCCUAUCCAGCAGCCAUGAAGCAAACCCAAAAGGUAGAUUUCUGGAACGCAGGAGUGUGUUGGAAUCAAGGCAGACAUUUGCCUUAGUUGGAGGGAUCUGACUGCUUUAUAAAUAUUAGAGGAGUGCUUUGGGUCUGGUUGGGAGAAGGAGGCAGCUUAGCUGGGAGCUGUGCCCAUUUUCUUCUCAUUGCACAGUAGGAUGUCAGAGAUGAGAGGACCCCUUCCCAUAUCCUGCAUUUGUUUGUGGGGAGACCAAGGCCCUAAGAAACCACAGUUCCUAGUCCAAGAAUCCAUAGAAGGAGGGAGCUGGUGGCAGAGUUGGGAUUUUAUGGAUUCUCAGUUGAGUCCUCUCGCCACUAACAUUACUAAAAAUAGAUUAGAAGGGUUUUUUCUGUGUACCAUGUUGAAUCUUAUUUACUUAAUUAAUCAGUCUUAAAAUAUGAAAACAUGUCUUAGUGAGUUUUAGGUCUAGAUAAUUCUCUUGGAUUGAAGCAAAAAAUAAAAUCUGAAGAGAAAGAAUAUGAUUGAAGUAUCUGUUCUUCAGAACACCUCGUCUUUCAUGAUGCAGUAAAUUACCCUGAGUUUCUUGGCAGAACUUUUGACAGCUGUUGCUUUGAAUGGAUUCCAUUCCUGUAUUCCUUAUGGGAGUUUGUUUUUAAAAUAGACUACUGUGAUUGAAAUGAACUCAAUAUGUAGUAAGUUAUAGUUUUCUUCAAUAUAUCUUGGGUUACUUGGGUUGCAAAUGUUCAGUUUCAGCACAGUUUAGGGUGAGUAAUCAAAAACAUGGAUUUUUCUUUGAUUUCCUAGUAAUGUCUGAACUAUCAUAAAGCAUUCUUCUCUUCAUAUGUGACUUGAUUCUAAUCUGUUUCUAAAUGAUAUUUGUCCAUUUCUUAGAUGAGCUCACAACCAUGGUAAUGAUAGAUGUGCUCUUAGAAGAUCAAUAAGAAAAUAAUCUGGAAUGGAUGUUUUUCUUGAAAUUAAGACAGACAUUUGCAGAUGUAGUAGUUGGAAAGAUUUCAGUUUCAUUAUAACACCUUAGAGCUAAAAACAUUUGUUCAGCACAGGCUAGAAUCACACCUCCUGACAAGAUAUCACUAAGGGAAUUUGAUUUUUAAAAUAUUAAAAAAAAGAAUUACAGAUAUCAUAGCACCCAGAUCUUCCCAUAUUGCUGAGAAGUAGGACUCAGUAGGUUGUGGUUUGAACAUUAUGAAUGUGAACAAAAUGAAAUCUCUGUUGAGAGGUCUUUUUCUCCUCUAGUUAAAGAGAACAUUCUAGUAACUUUGGUUUCUCUUUCCGACUGGUUUACUCUGUUUCAAGUGUACUCUUUUGAAACUGAUUUCAAAGGAUCACUUGAAUUUACACUUUAGUUAUGGGUGCUUUGUUAUAGUUUUUUGACUCAGUGUAGUUCAAAUUCCUAGUGAGAAGUGGGGGGAUGUGGGCUUUUGCAGUCCUGAAGUGGCAUAUUCUGCUUCCCCUUCAGCCCAGGCUAAGGGAGGCGGCCCACCGAUGCCCACGGAUUAGUCAUCGACGGCAAUUUAUGAGAGUCUGACUCUAGGAGCCUCCCCACUUUGCUGUUUGCAGUGAGAAAUGUAGCUGGUUAUGUGACCCUCCCAAGAGCAACUGUAAGAACAGCAGACCAAGAGGGCCAGACAUGAAGAGCAAUACAAACCGAUUCUCCCCAAAAUAGACUUUCAGAGGUUGCCUUACUAAGUGUUCCCUUAAACAGCCAGUCUGUGAAUGUGGGGAGACAUCCCAGGUGCACGGUCACGUUCAGGCUUGUCUCGUUAUUUUCUACAUGUGAUUGAUAAAGGAACCUUUUCCGAAAGGCAUUACAGCCAGCGGUUCAAUCGACAGGAUUUGUUCUAGUGACAGAAGUCUUGCUCUGCUCUCAGCACUUGAGGAGUGUUUAGUUUUUGUGUUUUGGGGGUUCUACUGUCCUGCUCUAAGCUAAGUUCAUGACUGUGGGAGGUUGGAGAAAGUGGUUUAGGAUUCUGAAGACCAGAGGACACUGGAACUUAAGCAGGCCAGAACUGGAAUUUGAGGGCUGCAGUAGGGAAACUUCUGGUCCCAGUUCUGUCAUAAAGCACUAUGUCAGAUGUCAGGACUGGAUCCUAAAGCUCCUUCAGGGAGCCCUGACCUGGGAAUGGAGCAGGUGACGCAGGGACCCCCUUGUAUGGAGAUUGGAUCAGCUGAGUUGUGUGGGUUUUAUUUUGUUUUAAGGUAACUUGUGUGAGGGCUUCAGCUGCAGCCACCCUGGGAGCUGGGGUGUACCCUUACCUUUAGCCAUUCUUUUUGUCUUCAGCACAAAUCCGAUGUUCAAGUGAGCCAGAGGUGGGAAGAGCCAUUUUACUCCUUGUAGCUGUGGGCCUGGAGAGAUAAUGAGCUGAUGGUCUAUUUUAACCUCGAAAGUAAAAAUGUAUAUUUUUUCACUACAGUUACAUUGAACAGUAGAAUGAGGAACAGCAAAGUAUGUAUUUGAUGCCUUCUGUCUUUUCAUGAUAAUGUGCUAACAAGUUGUGUUAGUAUUUUACUCAGCCAGAGUCUCAUUCAUGUGCUAAGCAUUGGGAACUGUAUGUAUAUUGAUCUUAAACAUAAAUAAAUACAGGGUGUCCUAUAUUUGGAUUGUGA
Messenger RNA from Balaenoptera musculus (blue whale), 7336 nucleotides. RefSeq names its product RALBP1 associated Eps domain containing 2 (gene REPS2). The transcript is spliced from 18 exons. The coding region runs from base 93 to 2039 and encodes 648 amino acids. Gene Ontology annotation, molecular function: protein binding; calcium ion binding. Lineage: Eukaryota; Metazoa; Chordata; Mammalia; Artiodactyla; Balaenopteridae. Gene Ontology annotation, cellular component: plasma membrane; cytoplasm. The record is from RefSeq and is a predicted model, not a curated record. Gene Ontology annotation, biological process: endosomal transport; endocytosis.